Molecule: messenger RNA, 1536 nt
Organism: Saccharomyces mikatae IFO 1815
Lineage: Eukaryota; Fungi; Ascomycota; Saccharomycetes; Saccharomycetales; Saccharomycetaceae
Gene: MET3
Product: sulfate adenylyltransferase
Exons: 1
Coding region: 1-1536 (511 amino acids)
Biological process (GO): sulfur amino acid metabolic process
Cellular component (GO): cytoplasm
Molecular function (GO): sulfate adenylyltransferase (ATP) activity
Source: RefSeq, a predicted model, not a curated record
AUGCCUGCUCCUCACGGUGGUACUUUACAAGACUUGAUUGCAAGAGAUGCGUCAAAGAAAAACGAAUUGUUAUCUGAAGCUCAAUCUUCGGAUGUUUUAGUGUGGAACUUGACUCCAAGACAACUUUGUGAUAUUGAACUGAUCUUGAAUGGUGGGUUCUCUCCUCUAACUGGUUUUUUGAACGAAAACGAUUAUUCCUCAGUUGUUACAGACUCCAGGUUAGCAGACGGCACUUUGUGGACUAUCCCUAUUACAUUAGACGUUGACGAAGCCUUCGCCAACCAACUCAAAGCAGAGACAAGGAUUGCCCUAUUCCAAGAUGAUGAAAUUCCUAUUGCUAUACUUACCGUUCAGGAUGUUUACAAGCCAAACAAGUCUAUCGAAGCCGAAAAGGUCUUUAGAGGUGAUCCAGAACAUCCAGCUAUUAGCUACUUAUUCAACGUUGCUGGUGAUUAUUAUGUCGGCGGUUCUUUAGAGGCCAUUCAAUUGCCUCAACAUUACGACUACCCCGGUCUGCGUAAGACUCCUGCCCAAUUAAGACUUGAAUUCCAAUCAAGACAAUGGGACCGUGUCGUCGCUUUCCAAACUCGUAAUCCAAUGCACAGAGCCCACAGAGAGCUAACUGUGAGAGCGGCCAGGGAAGCUAAUGCCAAGGUGUUGAUCCAUCCAGUUGUUGGGUUAACUAAACCCGGUGAUAUUGACCACCACACUCGUGUUCGUGUCUACCAAGAAAUUAUAAAGCGUUAUCCUAAUGGUAUAGCUUUCUUGUCCUUGUUGCCGUUAGCAAUGAGAAUGAGUGGAGAUAGAGAAGCCGUAUGGCACGCAAUUAUUAGAAAGAACUACGGUGCCUCUCACUUCAUUGUUGGUAGAGACCACGCAGGCCCAGGUAAGAACUCCAAGGGUGUCGAUUUCUACGGUCCAUACGAUGCCCAAGAGUUGGUUGAAUCCUACAAACAUGAAUUAGAUAUCGAGGUUGUUCCAUUCAGAAUGGUCACUUAUUUACCAGACGAAGAUCGUUAUGCUCCAAUCGACCAAAUUGACACCACAACGACAAGGACUUUAAAUAUUUCCGGUACAGAACUGAGACGUCGUUUAAGAGUUGGCGGCGAGAUUCCUGAAUGGUUUUCAUACCCUGAAGUGGUUAAAAUAUUGAGAGAAUCAAAUCCACCAAGACCCAAACAAGGGUUUGCUAUUGUUCUAGGUGAUUCGUUAACCGUCUCUCGUGAACAAUUAUCUAUUGCCUUGUUGUCAACGUUCUUGCAAUUUGGUGGUGGCAGAUACUAUAAGAUCUUUGAACACAGUAAUAAAACAGAGUUACUAUCUUUGAUUCAGGAUUUCAUUGGUUCGGGUAGCGGUUUGAUUAUUCCAAGCCAAUGGGAAAGUGAAAAGGAUUCUUUUGUUGGCGAACAAAAUAUUUACUUAUUAGACACCUCAAGUUCGGCUGACAUUAAGCUAGAUGAAACAAAUGAACCUAUUUCACACAUUGUUCAAAAAGUUGUCUUAUUCUUGGAAGACAAUGGCUUUUUUGUGUUUUAA